AGGUGGGGCGUGGCGGGGGCGUGGAGAGCCCAGGCCCGCGGCCACCGCCCCGCUCCGGGCCGGCCCAGGAGGAGCCGCGCCGGGCUCGGUUAUAAGAGGCCAGCUAGCAGGCGCUCCGCGAGUACCCGCCCGACCCCGGCCCGGAGCACCGGGCGCCCAGCGCGGGUGAAGGCGGAGCCGCAGGGUUGGCCCCCAAAGGGAUGCUCUCGCCCGAGCGGCGAGACCAGCCCCGCUCGCCCCUCGCCGCGGCCGCGCCGCAGCCGCCCACGGCCGCCGACAUGGCCCUCUACUGCGGCGACAACUUCGGAGUGUAUUCGCCGCCCGGCCUGCCCCCGCCCGCCGCCACCGCCGCCGCCCCGGGCGCCCCCCCGGCAGCCAGGGCGCCUUACGGGCUGGCCGACUACGCCGCGCCGCCGGCCGCCGCCGCCAACCCCUACCUGUGGCUCAACGGGCCCGGCGUGGGAGGCCCGCCCUCCGCCGCCGCCGCAGCCGCCGCCGCGUACCUGGGCGCUCCGCCGCCACCGCCGCCCCCCGGGGCCGCGGCCGGGCCCUUCCUGCAGCCACCGCCCGCCGCCGGCACCUUCGGCUGCUCUCAGCGGCCCUUCGCGCAGCCCGCGCCCGCCGCGCCCGCCUCGCCCGCCGCGCCCGCGGGGCCCGGGGAGCUGGGCUGGCUGUCCAUGGCCAGCCGCGAGGACCUGAUGAAGAUGGUGCGGCCGCCCUACUCGUAUUCGGCGCUCAUCGCCAUGGCCAUUCAGAGCGCGCCCGAGCGCAAACUCACUCUCAGCCACAUCUACCAGUUCGUCGCCGAUAGCUUCCCCUUCUACCAGCGCAGCAAGGCCGGCUGGCAGAACUCCAUCCGCCACAACCUGUCGCUCAACGACUGCUUCAAGAAGGUGCCCCGCGACGAGGACGACCCAGGAAAAGGUAAUUAUUGGACUCUUGAUCCGAACUGCGAGAAAAUGUUUGACAAUGGGAACUUCCGUCGGAAGCGAAAGCGCCGCUCUGAGGCCAGCAAUGGCUCCACAGUGGCUGCUGGGACAUCAAAGUCCGAAGAAGGGCUCUCCUCAGGACUGGGGUCUGGAGUGGGUGGGAAGCCAGAAGAAGAGAGCCCCUCCACUCUGCUGAGGCCUUCCCACUCCCCAGAGCCGCCGGAGGGCACCAAGAGUACUGCCUCAUCUCCUGGAGGACCCAUGCUCACCUCCACCCCUUGUCUCAACACUUUCUUCAGCAGCCUCAGCUCCUUGAGUGUCAGCAGCAGUGUGAGUACCCAGCGGGCUCUCCCUGGCAGCCGCCACCUAGGGAUCCAGGGGGCCCAGCUGCCCUCCAGCGGCAUGUUCUCCCCGACCUCCAUCUCAGAGGCCUCAGCAGACACCUUGCAACUGAGCAAUAGCACCAGCAAUAGCACCGGCCAGAGAUCUUCCUAUUACAGCCCUUUCCCUGCCAGCACCAGCGGGGGGCAAAGCAGCCCCUUCAGCAGCCCUUUCCACAACUUUAGCAUGGUGAACAGCCUCAUCUACCCCCGAGAGGGCUCCGAGGUGUAGAGCAGACUCUCAGACUUGAGUAUGCACACCUGAGGCGUGCACACAUGCUGAUUAGAAUGCAGAUUCCAAGUCAGUAGGUCUGGGGUAGGACCUGAGUUCUGCGUUUCUGUCGAGUUCCUGGGUGAUCUCGUGGUCCUUUGACCACACUUGGAGUAACGAGGGUGUAGUAGAUAACUCUUGCUACAACCCAGCGAGCUUUUACAGGUUUCUCUGCAUGUGGGCCUCUCCAGAGAGAAAUCCGUUUCACUGUCUUCUGUGAUAGGUAGCCUGUGAGCCCCGUGAGGGCGGGGACCAUGUCUAUUUUGUUUAUCACUGUAUGCCAGGAUUGCAAGCUCAAGUGUGUACAGAUGGCUAAAAAAACAUAAGCCAACGAAGUUACUGGUGAGAAAACUAACAUCAGUUGGCAACUGAAGCAGUAGAGGGUAGUUGGGACUGACUAGUAGAAGGCUGCUGGGAACAGCUGGUUCUUUCUCUCCUCUGGCAGCAUUCUGAUUUUGUUUUUUUGUUUUUUUUUGACACAGUCUGGCUCUGUCGCCCAGGCUGGAGUGCAGUGGCGCUGCAACCUCCGCCUCCUGGGUUCAAGCCAUUCUCCUGCCUUAGUCUUCCGGGUAGCUGGGAUUACAGGUGCCUGCCACCACACCCAGCUAAUGUUUUGUAUUUUUAGUAGAGAUAGGGUUUCGCCUUGUUAGCCAGGCUGGUCUCAAACUCCUGACCUCAGGUGAUCCACCCGCCUCGGCCUCCCAAAGUGCUGGGAUUACAGGUGUGAGCCACUGUGCCCAGCCAGCAUUCUGAUUUUUAUAGAAGAGCCAGAUAUCUGAAUUUUUAUAGGAAACCUCCAACUUUGUGUCAUUUGCCUCUGAAGAUUUUUUUUUUGGUUGUUUAUCAUACUGUCCUAGGCAACACCACAAAUCCUUGAGCUAUGCAUAGGCAGCUCACAAAUCACCUCUGUCUGGUACAUGGUAUAUUCUAAUGGCAAUAAAAUGGCACAAGCAGCCUUGUGUGCCAGGCACUGUUCUCGGCACUUGUCAUGUAUUCAUUUAAUCCUCUCAGAAACCUUGGGUGGUGGGUAUUGUUACUACCCCCCAUUUUCCAUGUAAGGGAAGUGAAACUUCAGGAUGUUAGGUCACUUUGUCUAUUUUAGUCAUCACUGUAUACCAGGAUUGCAAGCUCAAAUGUGCACAGGUGGCUAAAAAAAAGUUGUGACCACUUUCCAAGGUGAGACUGAUAGUAAACUGGAGCCAGGAUCAGACCCAGACAAUCUGGUUCCAGAGCUGGUGCUUGUAACUUCUGUAUUCUACUUCCUGCAAAACCAAGAAACCAGCCUCCAUAGCCAGUUAUAAGUAUAUAGAGGGAAGGAAUGGAGCUAGAUCUCAUUUGACCAAAGAUUCUAGUUGAAAAUAAAAGUCAUCUGGUGUGUUCCCCUGGGUGGCACCUCUGUCUGAAUCCUGCUGCCAUAGUCCAAAAUCUGGGGUGACAAUUGUCCUAGUUUGUAAUGGUUAGCCUGGCAUCCUCUCCCUUUUAGCUUAUAUCCUGGAUGUUUCCUUUUCUAACAAAGUAUUAUUAGAAUUUUAUUAAAAAUAGCUUGUGUGUGUGUGUGUGUGGGUUUUUUGUUGUUGUUGUUUUGUUUUGUUUGUUUUGUUUUUUGAGACGGUCUGCCUCUCUUAACCAGGCUGAAGUGCAGUAGUGAGAUUUUGGCUCAUUGCAGACUCAGCCUUCCCGGGUUCAAACAGUGGCCCCUUCUCAGCUCCCUCAACCCACCCCAGUAGCUGGGCUCACAGGUGUGCACUAUGCCCAGCUAAUUUUUUAAAUUUUUGAAUUAAUAUUUUAACUUUUUAAUUUGUAAAUUUUUAAAUUUAAAUUUUUUUAUUUUAAAAUAAUUUUUUAAAUUUUUUUUUAUGGGGGUUUCAAAAAAAAACACAAAGCUCACUGCAGCCUCAAUCUCCUGGGUUCAAGCCAUCCUCCUAUCUCAGCCUCCCGAGUAGCUCGGACUACAGGUGCACGCCACCACACCUAGCUAGUUUUUUUGUAUUUUGUGUAGAGAUGGGGUUUCGCUAUGUUGCCCAGGCUGGUCUUGAACUCCUGGGCUCAAGCGAUCUGCCCACUUCUGCCUCCCAAAGCACUGGGAUUAAAGGCAUGAGCCAUCACACCUAGCCAAAAAAAAACUCUUAAAUGGAAUUUUAGGCCAGGUGCAAUGGUUCACACCUGUAAUCCCAACACUUAGGAGACUGAGGUGGGAGGAUCGCUUGAGUCCAGGAGUUUGAGACCAGCCUGAGCAGCACAGCAAGACUCUGUGUCUACAAAAUAUUUUUAAAACAAUGAAGAAAUGGGAUUUUUAUAGUUUUUAAUACAAAAACCGUUUGUGGUCAGUUUUUAAAAAGAUAUAUUUAAUCUUAUUUAUUUUAGCACUCUCUUCUCAGAGGUAUCAUUCGAAUAAUUUUUAUGGUCAACCUUCUAGUGCCCAGUAGAGUGCCCGGUACACUCAUCCACUAGUUGCCGAAUGACAGAAUUUAUUCAGGGCCGGCGCAGUGGCUCAAGCCUGUAAUCCCAACCCUUUGGGAAGCCUAAGCGGGCAGAGCACUUGAGCCCAGGAGUUUGAGACCAGCCUGGGCAACAUGGUGAAACCCCAUCUCUACAAAAAAUAACAAAAAUUAGCUAGGUGUGGUGGUGUGCACCUGUAGUGCCAGCUACUUGGGGGGUUGAGGUGGGAGGAUCACUUGAACCUGGGGGGUUGAGGCUGCAGCGAACUGAGAUCAUGCUACUGUAUGACAGCCUGGGUGACAAAGUGAGACCCUGUCUCAAGAAACAAAUUUUUUAUUCAAAAAGUGUUCAUUAAAAUGCAGGUAGUUGUCAAAUUUAUGGGAACAGUGUUCCACAAAAAUGAAUUCAUCGUCCUAUGAGUUGCCUUUGUACCACGUUUUUGGAUGUGAGCGUGGCUAGUUUGGGGUUUUAACUUUUUUAGAAACAGGAACAGAAGCACAUUGUAAAAAAAUUUAAAAUUCCCUGGGUAUUUUUUCACCCCGAGACUCUCACAGCAUUACUUUAAAAAUUUUUUAUUUUGAAAUGUACAUACAGAAAAUUAUUUUUUUAAACAGCUUAUUGAGGUACAAAUGACAUCACCAUUACUUUUUUAACAUUAUGCAGAAAGACAACCAAAGACUACCUACUCCCACAGUAUGUGUACAAAAAAACGGUUUCUAUGGAUAUUUUUGUAUAUGAAAAUAUCAUGGACUUAUAUAAAUAUUGUUUCUAGCACAACUCUAUAUUUGUAAAUUAAUUUAUAAUGUAAACUGGGGCAGCAAAGAAAAGUUUUUCCCAAGAAAGUUCACUGCAUGCUGAGAAGAAGAAUCACAUGAAAUAAACUUAAAGUGGGAUCA
Pan troglodytes (chimpanzee) is the source of this 4915-nucleotide messenger RNA. RefSeq names its product forkhead box I3 (gene FOXI3). NCBI's taxonomy places the organism in Eukaryota, Metazoa, Chordata, Mammalia, Primates, Hominidae. Gene Ontology annotation, biological process: anatomical structure morphogenesis; cell differentiation; regulation of transcription by RNA polymerase II. The record is from RefSeq and is a predicted model, not a curated record. Gene Ontology annotation, molecular function: RNA polymerase II cis-regulatory region sequence-specific DNA binding; DNA-binding transcription factor activity, RNA polymerase II-specific. The transcript is spliced from 2 exons. Bases 201 to 1541 code for a protein of 446 amino acids.